UGAUUUUGCAUUUGCGGGGGGGGAGAACUUUUUGUAAAUAAAAUAGUUCUCUACCCUGUCAGCUCCUGCACACUGCUUUCCAUUGCACAGCCACGCAAAGCAGUGUGCUUACAGUGACACAGCCCCUAGUAAAACAGCACACUGUAAACCCUUUGAUCACCCCACAUGUUAACCCCUUCCUGUCCCGUGCCAUUAAUACAGUGUCAGUGCUUUUUAUUAGCACUGAUCACUGUAUUGGUGUCACUGGGGACGUCAGUGACACCAAGUCAGUUCCCCCCAGUGUCAGUCCCGCAGUCCCGUUAU
This is a messenger RNA of Staurois parvus, 303 nucleotides long. NCBI's taxonomy places the organism in Eukaryota, Metazoa, Chordata, Amphibia, Anura, Ranidae. The record is from the annotation of a GenBank genome assembly.